AUGGUUGACAGCGUCCUCUGCGUGCAGCUACGACCCUCGACCCUCAGCUUUGACAACCCCAAGCAAGCGUCCGACCAAGCCACACCCCAACACUGGAGCUUGAACCCGGUGACAACACUACCAUGGCACCACCCGGUGACCCUCGAGCCGAUGGCCCUACCCAUGGCGCAGCUCCAUCGACUGCCGCCGUGGCGCGAGCUCGGUGACCGACUCAUCGACGACGACCCCGCGCUCGCACUCGCGCUCUUCCGCGUCUGCUUCUACACGCACCGUGUGCACCACGGACCCACCGCCGUCGACACACUGGACGCGCAGGUGGCUGUCGGCGAGUGCCUGUGCAAGCUGCAUGCCUACGACGCCGCCUACGACUGGCUCCACGACGCCAUGGAGCGCUUUGACGCAGCCGAGGUAGACGACACGGCCAAGAUGCACGACUGCAUGGCGACGCUGGGGCACGUGCUCUUGCAGCGCCAGGCUUUGCCGCAAGCGCGCUCGUUGCUGGAGCGUGUCGCGCUUCUGGACGAGCUCGAGGCGGGGCCGUCAGCGUUUGUGACGCUCGAGUCGCUGCUGGAGGUGGCGACCGUGUACCGGUACAUGGGCAAGUUCGAGGCGGCGAUGAACGUUGUCGUGUCGGUCGUGGCGACGGCCGAGAAGAGUUUUGAAGCGACGUGCGACGACGUGUGGGAAGACAUGCUGCACAACGGUGUGGCUGCAGAGUGCAAUGCGAUCAUAACGCGGUGUGUCUAG
Messenger RNA from Saprolegnia parasitica CBS 223.65, 747 nucleotides. RefSeq lists its product as hypothetical. The transcript has a single exon. NCBI's taxonomy places the organism in Eukaryota, Oomycota, Saprolegniomycetes, Saprolegniales, Saprolegniaceae. Bases 1 to 747 code for a protein of 248 amino acids. The record is from RefSeq and is a predicted model, not a curated record. Gene Ontology annotation, molecular function: protein binding.